GACUGCGGAACAGCUGAGAGCAAAUCAACACAGCACUGAAACUGACGGACGCUUUGGAAAAAGGGCUUGAGGGGGAAAAAAAAACACAAAACCCCACAACAAAGCACAUUGGUAUAGACAACCGUGGAAGGAGAACCAUCGAGGAAAAAAAAUCGGUGAAGGAGCCUUGACAGAUAAAAACAGUUCUGUUAACCAAAAGGAUUUAAUUAGAAGAACAAAAAGCGAACGAUGGGCCGUAUCUUCCUGGACCACAUCGGAGGCACUCGCCUCUUCUCCUGCGCUAACUGUGACACAGUCCUGACCAAUCGCUCUGAGCUCAUCUCCACACGCUUCACAGGAGCAACAGGCCGUGCUUUCCUCUUCAACAAGGUGGUGAACCUGCAGUACAGCGAUGUCCAGGACCGGGUGAUGCUCACAGGGAGGCACAUGGUGCGUGAUGUCAGUUGUAAAAACUGCAACAGUAAGCUGGGCUGGAUCUAUGAGUUUGCCACUGAGGACAGCCAACGCUACAAAGAAGGGCGCGUAAUCCUAGAAAGGGCACUAGUAAGAGAGAGUGAGGGAUUUGAGGAACAUGUGCCAUCUGAUGCCUCCUGAAUCUCUUGUCUCUUUUAACUCUAUCUCUCAAUCUCUCUCUCUCUGUUACGCUGCUCAUCUCAGUCACUGCCGUGUUCGAACACGAUCUGAACAAUGUAUCUGCUUCUCACGAGCUGGUCCAGCCUUGUUUAGAGACUGCUAAUAAACAACAAAACCGAUUCAGCAGCCCAUCCAUGGCUUUAUAAAGCAACAAAACCGCACCUGCAUCCUCUCUCUACAGAUCUGUAAAGUUUAAAAAAAAAAAUAAUCCAACCACUUCUCUAGGGCUCUAUAAAACAGCAAACUCAGCCCCACAGUCCAGCAGCCACUCUGUUGAUCAUUAACUCAAACAAAGAAAAAAAUCUGGCUGCCGGUCAAAGUUUAUUCAGGUACACACUUGCAAUUUAGGCUCUAUAGAUCUGGAUCUGAGCUAAGCAAUUAAUAAUUAGAGCAGGUAGAGGUUCUCUUUAUGAGGGAUGCAUUUGCUAGUUCAGCAGAACGCAAUGUCAGUUUUUGCCAAGAUGCUGAAGUCUCCGAGUCUUUUUUCUCAGAGCAUGUCCUAUUUCAGUCCUCAAAUGUAGAGAGUGACGCCAGGGGAAGAUGGUGUCGAUGGUCCCUUGCUAUUUAUACAUGUUUUGGAAUUUGUGGAUAGUAAGUACCCUCUGUUAAUGAUACUCAGUUGAGCACCAUUUUAAUUAGCAUUAUUCUUUUUCUUGUUUUUAGUUGAGGUGAUAUAUUUUUUUCUUUUCCUAAGACGUUGAUAAAUGUGUUCAUUUGAUCUUAAUAAAGUAAAUGGUGUUGCUCAGG
Molecule: messenger RNA, 1380 nt
Organism: Neoarius graeffei (lesser salmon catfish)
Lineage: Eukaryota; Metazoa; Chordata; Actinopteri; Siluriformes; Ariidae
Product: protein yippee-like 5
Exons: 3
Coding region: 229-594 (121 amino acids)
Source: RefSeq, a predicted model, not a curated record